Cantharellus anzutake is the source of this 351-nucleotide messenger RNA. RefSeq lists its product as uncharacterized. NCBI's taxonomy places the organism in Eukaryota, Fungi, Basidiomycota, Agaricomycetes, Cantharellales, Hydnaceae. The coding region runs from base 1 to 351 and encodes 116 amino acids. The transcript has 4 exons. The record is from RefSeq and is a predicted model, not a curated record.
AUGUCAGAAGAACUUGAUCAUCAUUCUCAAAACCUCUCAGCCUUAGAAGGGGUUCUGACGGAGCAUGAGGAAUUACCAGUGGAUAUCGUCACCACUCAAGGCGCUGAAAGCACCGAUUUGACAAGACGUAGCAGCGGCCAUCAGGCUCUAGCAAGUGACUCUGUGCCCGAAGUUGAACAUCAGCUAGACCCGUCUGGCUCGACCACGGAUCCUCAUCCAGUGGGCAACGCGACGGAUAGCAGCCCUUUCCCUGCAUUCCCUGCCGAGCAGCUCUUACUAGCGACUCAUAACCCAUGGCUUAACGAAGACGAGUCCCUCCACCAUCGCGGAACGCCCUUCGGACGGCUGUAA